AUGAGUCGCCUAUCUCGGGCGUCUUCCUCUCGUGAGGUUACUCAGGAAGAGGAGGUACCUAAGCAUGGUGAGGUACCUAAGGAGGAGGUUCACCCUGAGCAUGACGAUGUUGCUCAGGAGGAUACCGAGUGGUUUAAUGAUGUUGUUGCUGGAUCCGAACUUGGCGGAUUAUGCUGUACCAUAUAUGUUACCAUAAGCCAUGCAAAGCAGGGGGCAUUUGCCGAAAGGUGGAACAAAGAGACGCCAUCUUUCCACUUUUCUGUUGGGGAGUUGACAAUCACCCUCUAUGAUGUGGUUUGUCUGCUCCACCUACCUAUCAGAGGGAGGUUAUAUGACCAUUCCCGGAUACAGAGAGUUGAGGCCAUCGAGUGGAUGGUGGAUUAUCUGGGUAUGAACCCAUAUAUGGCUGAUUAUGAGUGUAAAAUAGCGAAUGAGGCGCAUGUCAAGUUCUCCACCCUAGAAGAGCUUUAUGAGCACCACUUGGUGGCAGCAGCUGGGGCCGAGGAUGAGGGUGAUGCAGUUUUUGUUGAGUAUCACCGCGAUUGUGCUUUGCGGUGUUGGCUGAUGUUCUUGGUUAGCACGUCCCUCUUUGUGGACAAAAGUGCAACCUACGUGGACCUGACAUACCUCCGGUAUUUUAUGAAUUUGAGUACAGUUGAUGAGUGA
This is a messenger RNA of Vicia villosa (hairy vetch), 666 nucleotides long. Its product is annotated as protein MAIN-LIKE 2-like. The record is from RefSeq and is a predicted model, not a curated record. Bases 1 to 666 code for a protein of 221 amino acids. Lineage: Eukaryota; Viridiplantae; Streptophyta; Magnoliopsida; Fabales; Fabaceae. The transcript has 2 exons.